AUGUCUGCUGUCAACUCAGAUGUACCUGGUGGGACUGAUGGAAGAAAUGCAGAAUCCAGUAGGGGGGCGGCGGACUCCCCCAAAGUCGCUCCGGUCUCUGAGCUCCCUCGUCCCGCCAACCCUGGCAUCGCCAGCCUCCCUUUCCAGCCUGGAAAAGUUGCCCUCCAUCCUGUCUACACCAACGGCUUCGGGGGUCCCCUGGGCUCCGUGAGGCAGCAGCCACAGGGGCCGGGGAAGCAGCGCGUCAGCUCCACCGCUUCCAUCGGCUCCAAAGGCAGCCGGAAGAGCUGCAAAUCGACCGCUUCUCAGAUCCAGGAGGUGGCAGGAGAUGAUUGCUGUGCCCACUGUGCCCUCGCCUGCCUCUUCUGCGAGUUCGUCUCCCUCUGCUCGCUCGCCCUGGACUGCUUGGGCUGCGGGGGAUGCCUGAAGGUUUGCUGCAGUGGGGACGGCGGGGAAUCCCUGGCGGAGUGUUGCUGCUGCGGGGAAGCCGGCGGAGGGAAUUGCCCCUGCGGCUUUGGGUGUGGGAUGCUGCAGGAUUGCUGCGGUUCUUCUGACUGCCUGGAGAUCUGCCUGGAGUGCUGUUCCAUCUGCUUCCCGGCUUGA
Euleptes europaea (tarantolino) is the source of this 603-nucleotide messenger RNA. Its product is annotated as myoD family inhibitor-like. The transcript is spliced from 3 exons. NCBI's taxonomy places the organism in Eukaryota, Metazoa, Chordata, Lepidosauria, Squamata, Sphaerodactylidae. Bases 1 to 603 code for a protein of 200 amino acids. The record is from RefSeq and is a predicted model, not a curated record.